This is a messenger RNA of Pieris macdunnoughi, 807 nucleotides long. The record is from the annotation of a GenBank genome assembly. Lineage: Eukaryota; Metazoa; Arthropoda; Insecta; Lepidoptera; Pieridae.
AUGGGCACACUCAUCAAUAAUGUCACACAGUACUACACUUACGUGAACGAUGAACUGGCAGAUCCACGUACAAAUCAAUUCUGGUUGGUUAGAAACCCAAUACCAAUCAUGACGAUAAUGUUCCUGUACCAUAGGUUCGUCAAAGUAUGGGGACCAGCGUAUAUGGCUAAACGAGAGCCAUAUAACUUAAAAUGGCUUAUUGUAGCGUAUAAUAUUGUACAGAUCGGUUUGUGUGCACAUAUGGCUUUUCAGUGUAUAACAUGGUUAUACUUACCGGGAUACUACAGCCUUUGGUGCCAAAAGAUCAAUUACCAUGACAACGAAGUUGAGAGACUCAUCAUCAGCCGAGUGUGGCUAUAUUACUUUAUCAAAAUUGUUGAUUUACUUGACACUGUAUUUUUCAUUCUACGUAAGAAAUUCUCUCAAGUGUCAUUCUUACAUGUCUACCACCAUCUUGGAAUGUGCUUCCUUGGAUAUAUUGGCACGAAAUAUGUACCAGGUGGUCACGGGAUAAUGCUAGGAUUCAUUAACUCGGCCGUCCACGCCGUGAUGUACACGUACUACCUCAUCUCGAUCACCAAGCCCCAGUGGGUGCAAGGAUGGUGGAAGAAGUAUAUUACUCAACUGCAAAUCUUGCAGUUCCUUCUACUGAUCCUGCAUUUCGGCCACAUUAUUUUCGAGCCGUCGUGCGGCUAUCCCAAAUGGGUUGCGUUCGUCUUUUUGCCUCACAACGUGUUCAUAUUGUUCCUCUUUUCGGAUUUCUAUAUCAAGGAGUACAUAUUGAAAAAGAAAAAGGACAAUAAGUAG